Messenger RNA from Brachypodium distachyon (stiff brome), 3801 nucleotides. RefSeq names its product G-type lectin S-receptor-like serine/threonine-protein kinase At5g35370. Gene Ontology annotation, biological process: protein phosphorylation. The transcript has a single exon. Gene Ontology annotation, molecular function: ATP binding; protein serine/threonine kinase activity. Bases 785 to 3574 code for a protein of 929 amino acids. Lineage: Eukaryota; Viridiplantae; Streptophyta; Magnoliopsida; Poales; Poaceae. The record is from RefSeq and is a predicted model, not a curated record.
GGACAGGCAAGCCCAAUUUGAACUUUUCUUUUCUUAAUAAUUUCCUUUUCUUUUGCUGGAAGAAGAAAGAUGGCAACUUGCAGUGAUUAAUAAUAGCUCCACUGUUCAUCCAAUCUGAAUAUGUAUCUGUAAUCCCCCCCAACCCCAAAAGCUAAGCUGCAUAUUCCUCCGCCCUGACAAUCAACUUAAAUUUGGGUUUCCUGGAAAUGGAUGAAAUCCAUUUGAACUUCUAAAACCCCUGGCAGUAGGUUCUUUUCUUUGUGCACCCUAGUGUUCCUAGGAUGACACUUGUGCAUCUCCUGACAGAGCAAAUGAAAUCCUGAAGAAAAUCAUAUCUAAUGGCCGGCCGGGGUACAUUAGAAAAAUCACAAGGACAUGUAUCUACAGUAUCUAUCUGCGGUGCAUCUUGAGCCAGCCAGCUGCAACAUUCAAAUGAUUCGAUUUUGAUAUCCAUAUAUUUGAGAUUCAGUAUGAUAUCAUAGAAAAAUCUGUAUUCAUACUUAUUUGGAGUAGUACUAUUUUGCAAGGCAGGAGUAGGGAAAUACUAGAGUAUGAUGUGAGAGAGGAUGGAUGAUUCAUGCAUGUGAGAUCAAAACAAGGACUCAAAUGGAUCACUCCUGCAGCAUUUAUUGUACUCUCCCCAUUAUUCUUCGUGUAAUUAAACUCGGCCGUCCAUGUCCACUCCCUCCCUCCAGCUCCAAGGUCAACUCUACCCCUCCUCCUUUGCUUCAAUCCUUCUUCAUUGAUCGGUCAAACAAACAUCAAGCUUUAUGCCGCCAAUUCCAUGGCGCUCCCUCCUCCUCUCCGUCUCCUCCUACAAUUGUUAGUCGUCUUCCUCGGCACCGGCGGUCCACUCACCGCCGCGCGCACGGUGCCCGUGGAGUUCUUGUACCCGCCCUUCAACCUGACCUACAUGCACUACAUCGACACCAACGGCGUCUUCCUCCUCUCCGGCCCCAACGGCACCUUCUCCGCCGCCGUCUACAACGCCGGCUCCGGCGGCGGCUCCUCCUUCGACAGCCAGUCCCGCUUCUUCUUCUCCGUGCUCCACGACAAGUCCCGCACCCCCGUCUGGACCGCCACCGCCGGAUCCACCAUCCUCCAGUCCAUCACCCUCUCCCUCACCGCCAAGGGCAUGGCGCUCUCCUACCCCGCCGACCCCGACCCGGCCUGGUCCACGCCGCCGCUCGCCGCGCCCGUCGCCUCGCUCCGCCUCCGCGACACCGGCGAACUCGCGCUCCUCGACGCCGCCAACGCCACCCUCUGGUCCUCCUUCGACCGCCCCACGGAUACCCUGCUCCAGGGCCAGAGACUCCCCGUCGGCGCCACGCUCACGGCCUCCGCGUCGGACCAGGACCUCUCUCCCGGACCUUACCGCCUCCUGCUCACCCCCAACGACGCGCUGCUUCAAUGGGCACCGGCAUCAUCUUCCUCGGCGCCGGCGAACGCUUCUUCCUUGGUCACCUACUGGGCGCUCUCCUCCGACGCCGGCGCCGUGCAGGACUCGAACCUCAAAGUCGAAUCCAUGGCGGUCAACGCCUCCGGGAUCUACCUCCUCGCCGGCAACGGCAGGGACACCGUCCUCAGGCUUCUCUUCACGCCGCCGCCAUCUUCCUCCUCCGCAAAAGUCCUCCUCAAGGUCGGCUCUUCCGGCCGCCUGCGCGUGCUCAGCAUGGCCAUCUCCCCCACGGCGGCGCGCGCAAGCUUACCAUCCGUGUGGGAAGCUCCGGGCAACGACUGCGACCUCCCUCUGCCGUGCGGAUCCCUCGGGCUCUGCACGGCGGGCACCGGCAGCAACUCCUCCUGCAUGUGCCCCGAAGCCUUCAGCACCCACACCACCGGCGGCUGCUCGCCGGCCGACGGCUCCACCACGCUUCUUCCAACGGACGACUGCGCCAACGGAUCAUCGUCGAGCUCAUACACGGGCCUGGGCGACGGCGUCGGCUACUUCGCCAGCAAGUUCGCGGUGCCGGCGACGGCCGGCGGCGCGCUCCCGGCGUGCCGCGACCUCUGCUCGGCCAACUGCUCCUGCCUCGGCUUCCACUACAGGAACUCCUCCAAGUCCUGCUUCCUCAUGCUCAACCAGAUCGGCUCCGUCUUCCGCGUCAAUGCCGAUUCCUUCUCUUCCACCGCCGCCGCGGUAUUCAUCAAGACAGUGCCGGCGGCGUCGCGCGGCCAUGGCCGUGGGUCGUCGCGGUUGAGCUCCAUCACCAUCGUAUUCGGCGUCGUGCUGCCGACCGUGGCCGCCGUGUUCAUCGCCUUCCUGCUGUACGUCAUGGCCAAGCACUGGCUCAACAAGCGCGGCGGCAGCAAUGGUCAGAAGAAGAAGAAGAAGAAGAAGAAGAAGAAGACGAAGCACGAGAGCAGCGAGGGGUGGCGGCGCAGCUGGUUCAUGCUGCACGUGAUGUCGUCGUCACGAGCGUCGUCCAACGUCCCGUCGGAGAAGGACACGGAGGAGGAUAGCGAAGAAGAAGACGACGACCCGGACGCGGUGCUCAUCCCGGGGCUGCCGACCCGGUUCACGUUCGACGAGCUGGAGGCGGCGACCAACGGGUUCAAGCGGCAGAUCGGCUCCGGCGGGUUCGGGUCCGUGUACCGAGGCUCGCUCCCGGACGGGACGACGGUGGCCGUGAAGCGGAUGAACAACCUGGGCACGCAGGGCCGGCGCGAGUUCCUGACGGAGAUCGCCGUGAUCGGCAACGUGCACCACGUGAACCUGGUGAAGCUCCGCGGGUUCUGCGCCGAGGGGCCGCAGCGGCAGCUGCUGGUGUACGAGUUCAUGAGCCGGGGCUCACUGGACCAGUCGCUAUUCGUCUCCUCCAACUCCGGUUUGGCAUGGCCGGAGCGGGUUGGGGUCUGCGUGGGCGCGGCGCGCGGGCUGGCGUACCUGCACUCCGGGUGCCACCGCAAGAUCCUCCACUGCGACGUGAAGCCGGAGAACAUCCUGCUGGACGGCCGCGGGGGCGUCAAGAUCGCCGACUUCGGGCUGGCCAAGCUGAUGAGCCCCGAGCAGUCCGGGCUGUUCACCACCAUGAGAGGCACCCGAGGGUACCUCGCGCCGGAGUGGCUCAUGAACGCGCCCAUCACCGACAAGGCCGACGUCUACAGCUUCGGCAUGGUGCUGCUGGAGAUCGUCCGCGGCAGGAAGAACUCCAAGCUGCUAGAUGACACCGGCACCAGCAGCGGGGCGUCCGAUGACGGCGGCAAGGAGGAGCGGAGCAGAGGCUACUUCCCGGCCAUGGCGCUGGCGGUGCACGAGGAGGAGGCGUCGCCAGGCUACUCGGAGCUGGCGGACCCGAGGCUGGAAGGGAAGGUGGACGCCGGCGAGGUGUCGAGGGUGGUGAGGGUGGCGCUCUGCUGCCUGCACGAGGAGGCGUCGCUCCGGCCGGGGAUGACGGCGGUGGCGGCCAUGCUCGACGGCAGCAUGGAGGUGUGCGCGCCCAGGACGGACCAGCUCUCAUACCUCAGGAUGUACGGCCGGGCUGGCACCACCGCCGGCGCCGGCGCCGCCAGCAGCAGCACCUGGUCGCCGCCGUCCUGCGUCUCCGCCCAGCAGCUCUCCGCUCCCAGAUGACAUAUUAUGCCAAUCAGUAUUACUAUGAAUUUUCGAGCAAGAAAAUUAAGAUGCCAUCUUGUUUGUCUGUGAAUACAAAUUCAAAUUUUGAUGCCGGCUUAGCUGCUUCUCUUCUUUUGCCAGCGAAAUUAAUUUGUUGGCAAUGAAUAUGUAUGGUAUCUUAUGAAAAAUUAAGAUGCCUACAUCCAAAACAAGAGUUUCGUGCUAUAAAUUUAAAUCUGUCGCAA